CCGAUCAACCGCUCUUGCCUUAGUUGCGAUCACACCGGCCCAACGACCAAACCGGCAGCAUGGAGACCACCGGUGCGGCAGCGACACCCCCAGAGCCGGCAGGCGCCAGCAGCCCGACACAAGACCGCAGCGAGGACGUUGCUGCUGAGGCCCAGGAGAAUCUCUGUGAAGUCUGCCAUGCCACGGCAUCCAAGUACAAGUGCCCUGGAUGUCUGUGCAAAACCUGCUCGCUGCCAUGUUCGCGCGAGCACAAAACACUCACUGGCUGCGACGGCAAACGCAAUCGGACGGUGUAUGUGCCCAUGUCGGAAUACAACGAGGACAAUAUGAUGAGCGACUAUUGUUUGCUCGAGGAGAUUGCACGGGUGACCGACAACGCCGUCCGAGAUCAGGCCGGGGCUGUCCUCAGGCCAAGGCUGCCAUUCAGAUACCAGCUGAUGCUCAAGGGAGCCAAGUCUCGCCGGAUGUUCAUCCGGUUCCUGUCGGCAGGCAUGCGCCGCCACGAGUCGAAUCUUUCAAAGUUCAACACCAGGUUCAACUCGUUCUCUUGGACGAUUGAGUGGCUGUUUGUCGACUGCGAUCAUCGAAUAAUCCAACACCGGGUGCGCGAAACAUCAACCUUCGCCGACUUGCUGAAGCAGCAUCUUGGAGAGAGCGGCAAAGACAAUGCCCUCCAGCGCUACAAGCUGAAGCUCUAUUGCGAAGCCGGACUCGAGAAUCUCAGGAUAUUCAUGCGGCGAGUCGACGUGCCGGCAAACACUCCCCAGUUCUAUCUGGCAGACGCAUCACUAACAGUGCAGCAGUUCCUGACUGGCAAGCAUCUGAUCGAGUAUCCGACGCUGUUGGUAUAUGCCUCCUCGCUCGCAGUGCCAGGCACGAUUGUAUCCGGAGAGCCGUCGCCGGCACCCGGAGGAUACGUCUUGGACAGGUGGGCGUCUGUCGUCAAUGGGGCCGACCAGCCCUUGGAGGAUACAGAUGAAGCAGCCGAGGAGGGCGAGCUGGAUGAGAGCGAGGGCGAGCAAGCGACCGUCGAUACGGACCACAACGGCACGACAGAGCCGGUGGCCGGGGCCGAUGCUGGGUCUGCAGUCGAGCUGGAUCCGCAGGGUCUCUCUCGCGCACUGAUGAGCGAUCUUGGUGCGCAUGCGUGUGAAUAGACAAACGAUGGUCCUGUCGAUCGACCCAGCCCGACAUGUGCGAUCGAUACUUCCAGCGACGCCGGCGGUGCCGGUGAUGAUGCCCCAUGGCUCAUCUGCGCAUGCAGCGACACCUCCAGAGUCACAGGCCGUCCGGGAAGCCUUGUCGGCGCCCAAGUGAUGCGGGCAAU
Messenger RNA from Polychytrium aggregatum, 1327 nucleotides. RefSeq lists its product as uncharacterized. Bases 60 to 1157 code for a protein of 365 amino acids. The transcript has 6 exons. Lineage: Eukaryota; Fungi; Chytridiomycota; Chytridiomycetes; Polychytriales. Gene Ontology annotation, cellular component: nucleus; pre-snoRNP complex. The record is from RefSeq and is a predicted model, not a curated record. Gene Ontology annotation, biological process: box C/D snoRNP assembly; snoRNA localization; maturation of LSU-rRNA from tricistronic rRNA transcript (SSU-rRNA, 5.8S rRNA, LSU-rRNA).